GGAGGAGUCAGGCCACUUCCUCUCACUGAGCUGCUGCGGGUUUGUCUGCAGUCCGAGUGAAGGAAUGCUCGCUAUUUCGGAGCACUGAAGUGGCUCAUUUGUUCAGACGAAGAGCUCGCGCGAACCGGGACACGGGGCUGGGCUGCCCGCCGCUGGUGAUGAUGGUGAUGAGUCGCGUGCUGAGGCGGCGGAGCGGAAGUUGUUUAGGGAGCGCGCGCGGUGUUUUUGCUUAGCGGCCCGUUAACGGCGCGCGCACACCGUCCGUCAUGGGCCAGACAUCAGUGUCCAGCCUGUCUCACGGACCCGGUGUGGAGGGACUGGAAAAAGCUUCUCUGGCCAACUGUGAUGUGGUAGUUGGAGGUUCCCAGUCGUCCCAGCUGAAAGGGAAGGGGAAACUGUCCUCUCUAGGCAAAAUCUUUAAACCCUGGAAGUGGAGGAAGAAAAGAACCAGUGACAAGUUCCAGGAUCUCUCCAAAGUUUUAGAAAGGAAAAUUUCCACCAGACAAACCCGUGAGGAACUCAUCAGGAAAGGGGUCCUUAUUCCAGACCAAGAAGAUGCAGUGAGCACAGAGACUCUAAAUGGACAUGCAGUUUCCAGUGGAGGUACAGAAGAGGUCAAAGUGGACAUUGAGUCCCCAGAAACUCCUGCUGAGGAGAAGUCUGUGAUUACGCCAGAGGCCGAUGACACAGAAGAGUGCUCUGGUCCCAUCUCUGCUCCUGUAAAAAAGAAAGAAAGCACGUGCAGCCCACAGGCCAGCGCUUCUGGAGCUCAGAGACCCGCUGCCAAAAAGCAACAGGCCGCAUCCAGCAAGGCCUCAGGCGGGGCGACAGGUGCAGGGGUGAGGAAGGAUGCCAAGACAGGGGUUAAAAAGGUACAGAAGGGCACGAGUAAACAGGCUCCCACUCCUCCAACCAAACAAAAUACACGAACCACAACUCGUGGGAACGCUAAAUCUGCCACUCCUAAGAAAACUUCUGGCCCGUCUAAGACUCCCUCUCAGGCCUCUUCGACAACCAAGAAUGGCAAAGAUGGCAUCACUGAACGGACUUCAGCAGAAAUUAAAACUGGAAAGAAAGCCAGAUCACCUCAGCCCUGUCUCAAAGCUUCGACCGGGUCUGAAACCACAGCUGAGGGCAACUCUUCCGCUAAAGACCAAAAAAAUAGCCGUCAGACCACCGGUGCCGAUGGGAAGUCUGUUAAGGAGACGUCUCAGGUUGGUGAAGGUGCUAAGAAACAGUCGGAAUCUUCGGCGCCAGAAAGAAGUCAGCCGCAUGUAAACAAAGCUACAGAAGAGACGGCGUUUUCAGAAAGUGCGCUUUCCUCAGACAUGCCAGGAGAGAUUCAGAGCACAGGAACCGAGGACACGAGGACUGGAGCAGAUGGAGAACAACAAACUGAAGGAAGCAGGAAACCGCAGAGUGUCAAUGUGGAAAGUCCAGAAGUAACUGUUAUCCCUAACGCCGCUAGAGAGACAGCAGCUAGCGACUCAGACUCAGACGGGCCCAUACUCUAUAAAGAUGAUGAAGAGGAUGACGAAGAGGAUGAAUACACCUCCAGCUCCCUUGCCAGUAAAAUCCGCCGCAGAGACACGCUUGCCAUCAAACUCGGCAACCGGCCCAGCAAGAAAGAGCUGGAAGAGAAGAAUAUCCUUCCAAGGACGUCAGAGACGGAGAGACAGGAACUGCGGCAGCAGAUAGGCUGUAAACUAGUGAGGCGACUCAGCCAGAGACCCACCACUGAAGAGCUGGAGCAGAGGAACAUCCUCAAACAGAAGAAUGAGGAAGAGGAGCAUGAAGCCAAGCAAGAAAUUAAGAGACGGCUUUCUCGGAAGCUGAGUGUUAGGCCCACAGUGGCUGAAUUAGUAGCACGGAGGAUCCUGCGGUUUAACGAAUAUGUAGAGGUGACAGAGGCGAAAGACUACGAUCGGCGUGCUGACAAGCCCUGGACCAGGCUGACACCUGCAGACAAAGCUGCUAUACGCAAGGAGCUUAACGAGUUUAAAAGCAAAGAGAUGGAAGUUCAUGUAGAGAGCAAACAGUUUACCAGGUUCCAUCGUCCCUGAGAGACUGGAAUGGCGCCAGCACCCUUUCUCUUUCUCUCUCUCUCUCUCUCUCUCUCUCCCUCUCUUCCGGUUUCUUCACUUCAUUUUCCACUGUGGGGCCAAGAGUUGAGCUUCAUGACCCACAUUGGCACAUUCCGAUGUGUCGCUAAACAUCAUGAAAUACUUGGGUGAAAUAGAGGACAGCUGAAAUGCCAGCGAGGGAGAUAUCUGUGCAAGAACAUACAUGAACAGGUGCCUUGCUUUGUCCCUGACUUUGUUUGCACACACUAAGGACAAGCAGACUUUUUUUUUUGUUUUUGAUUUUGAUUUUCAAAAUUAUUGAUUCCCAGUAUGCCUCAGGACAUACAGUGACAUAUACAGUUACUUCUCAACACAAUGUUCUGUAAGUCCUUGUGUUGAGGACAUGGCUCUUUUUUUAUUUUAUUUAAGAAAUAUGACUGAUUUUAUAACAGUGUUAAAGUGUGAAGUCCCAUAUUACUUGUGAAUAUUCAUGCAUGUGAAAAAAGCAUUUUAAAAGUCAUAGUAAUUCUUUGAACUUAGAAAAUUUCUACAAGAAACUUCAAACAGGAAGUCUUUUACACAAUCACGAAUGUUUAUUCGUGUCAUUAUUAUUGUUAUUACUAUUAUUAUUAUUAUUAUUAUUAUUAUGAAGACUUGUAGCAGCUGUAAAGGAUAUUUGCUUUGUGCCUUUUUUUAUUCCAUCCAAAAAGCUGUUUUGGGUAUCAGCUCUUUUUGAGCGUAUGUGGUGCAGAAGGUUUUUAGUUUUCAUAGCUUUACAGUCUUGUACUUGCUCUCUCCAUUGAUUUGACCUUGGGGAAAACAUGCUGUCCAUUAUAAAUGCUGUAUUGACUACAACAGGGCUGACUCAUGAUUCCAUUAUUCCACUUGGACUAUGGGAAAUGCUCAACCAUUCAACAUGCUGGGUUUACAAGGAUCCUCCCUUUUUGCAACUGUCUUUAUUUUUUAGUGUUCCCCAUGGUUUCCUCCUCAAAUUAAGCCUCAUCUCAUCUUUUCACUUGCACCACCUACUUCUCAUUGCACCCAAAUGGGUAAAAAACUCCACAUCUGUUUCGCUGCUGUGAGCAUAGCUAUAUUGCAUUACAGUACAUUGUAAUAUGUUGUGGGAUCAAACCUUUUUUUUGUGUUACUAUUAUAAGAUGAUAUUACCACAAAUGUACAUGUUUGAGAGAGGCCAGGAGUUUUAUUUUCUCAUUGCAAACAGGUAUCAUGGAGAAAUGUUUAAAUUAUUUUUAAUCAGUUGUUGUACAGAAUGUGCAUAUAAUACAUGUGAAUACAUCCAACAUGCCGUAAA
Messenger RNA from Clarias gariepinus (North African catfish), 3375 nucleotides. RefSeq names its product phosphatase and actin regulator 2 (gene phactr2). NCBI's taxonomy places the organism in Eukaryota, Metazoa, Chordata, Actinopteri, Siluriformes, Clariidae. Gene Ontology annotation, biological process: actin cytoskeleton organization. Bases 267 to 2063 code for a protein of 598 amino acids. Gene Ontology annotation, molecular function: actin binding. The transcript has 13 exons. The record is from RefSeq and is a predicted model, not a curated record.